GACAAACAUUUCGUGACAGGGACACAGGUUAUGUGACAACGACAGUAAAAAUAUAAAGACGUCACGUCGACCAACAUGUUUUUUGUUCAAAAUUUAAAUAUAAUUCCAAGAUUUUUCUCCAAAAACCCUCAUUUUCUUCAACCAAAAACUGGCUCUCGCACUUUGAGCACAGAUAGUGACCCAUCCGGAUCAAAUAAAUGCAAAAAAGAUGAAAGCAAAAUAAAUGCAGAUCCCGUACCUAUAAAACAGGAGACCCCGGAAGAUACCAGAGUAAGACAGUUACAAAAAUGCCGAAUAUCUAUUAGGGAACCUGACGAUAUCAUGCUCAUUUCUGGACUGCCGGCCAAAUACGUAGCUUGUAAAAGAACUGCCAGGAUAUAUCAGCCAAGGAAGAACGCCAUGCAGAGCGGUACUCGUGGUUUGGACCACUGGGAGGUCGACUUUGACACUAGGGAACGAUGGGAGAACCCACUGAUGGGCUGGAGUUCUUCUGGCGACGCCAUUUCCAACAUCAAACUAAAUUUUGCCACGAAAGAUGAAGCUAUAAACCACUGCAAGAAGAACCAUUUGAAGUACUGGAUACAAGAGAGUAAAACGCAGAAGAAAUUCAAAACGAGGAGCUAUGCUAUAAAUUUCCAUUAUAAAAACAGAACCAGGGUUAGCACCAAAUAAUUUGUAAUAAUUUAUUUAAAAAUAGAUUUUAGUAAAUACAGA
Sitophilus oryzae (rice weevil) is the source of this 714-nucleotide messenger RNA. RefSeq names its product NADH dehydrogenase [ubiquinone] iron-sulfur protein 4, mitochondrial-like. The record is from RefSeq and is a predicted model, not a curated record. The coding region runs from base 76 to 672 and encodes 198 amino acids. The transcript is spliced from 2 exons. Gene Ontology annotation, biological process: electron transport chain. Lineage: Eukaryota; Metazoa; Arthropoda; Insecta; Coleoptera; Curculionidae.